AUUCUCAUGAAUGGACGUCGUGUUUAAGUUGGAGAGAAGAAGAAAAAAUGCCGUCGUUCAAUAGGGCGAGCCGCGAGGUGACGUCAGCAACGGUCUGACAGCCGAGCCGACGUCGCAGAAAUGGAGGAAGUGAGAGUGUUUCCCCUGACCUGUGCUGUGCAAAAUUAUGCAUGGGGGAAAAAUGGCCUGGACAGCGAGGUGGCCAAGCUGGUGACUGGAGGAGACCCACUCGCUGUCAUAGAGGACGGCAAGCCCUAUGCAGAGUUGUGGAUGGGCGCCCACCCAAAAGGCGAUGCUCAGAUCAAGGACAACAGGAUUGCACAGACCACACUGGGCGAGUGGAUCGCCCACUUCCCCGCCUGCCUGGGCUCCAAGGUUAAGGACACCUUUCAUGGUCAGCUGCCCUUCCUCUUCAAAGUCCUCUCUGUCAAUACAGCUCUGUCCAUACAGGCCCACCCCAACAGGGAGUUAGCCGCUCGUCUCCAUGCUCAGUUUCCGCAGCACUAUCCAGACAACAACCACAAGCCGGAGAUGGCCAUUGCUCUCACCCGCUUCCAGGGCCUCUGUGGCUUCAGGCCGGUGGAGGAGACCCUGGCAUUCCUUAAAUGUGUCCCAGAGUUCCACACUCUGGUGGGCAACGCGGCAGCAGAAGAGCUGCGAUGCAGCAUGGGAGAUGCAGUCCGUACGAGCCAGGCUCUGAAGAAGUGCUUCACCAGGAUGAUGCACUGUGAGAAGAAGGUGUUCGUGGACCAACUCAACAUGCUGGUGAAGAGAGUUACUGAAGAUGGUGCCGCAGGGAAGGACACGUCGAGCAGCAACGGCGACCUGUUGCUCCGUCUCCACUCCCAGUAUCCUGGAGACAUUGGCUGCUUUUCCAUCUACUUCCUCAACCAUGUGGUCCUGGAUCCUGGCCAGGCCAUGUUCCUGGGAGCCAAUGAGCCUCAUGCUUAUCUUUAUGGAGACUGUAUCGAGUGCAUGGCCUGCUCCGACAAUACCGUGAGGGCCGGUCUCACGCCCAAAUACAUCGACGUCAACACGCUGUGUGAAAUGCUGAACUACAGCCCUGCCCCCUCCGCGUCCAAACUCUUCCCCUGUGUCCAGGACGCUUCAGACCCCUGCGUGUCUCUGUACGACCCCCCGGUGCCAGACUUCACCGUCAUGAGGAUACAGGUCCCAGCAGCAGCGAAGCAGUACAACGUGGCCCCAGUUGACAGCGCCAGCAUCCUCCUGGUCAUCGAAGGCGACGCCACGGCGACCUCCGUUGCCGCUCUCUCCGACGUCACGCUGAGGCGGGGCACCGUCCUGUUUGUCUCGGCCAACGAGAGCGUCUCCCUGCACGUCACCUCCCCGUCGGGGAUGAACAUGUUCCGAGCCUGCUGCCUCCUGUAGUUGUGAGUCUGCGGCUGUGUGUGACUUAUGUGCACUUUUUAGUAGGUAGUAUGUGAAGGAUCUUUCAGAUGCCCGUCUGUGCCUGCUGCUCCACUUUUAACCCAAACUCAGCGUGCAGACUGCUGUGUCACCCCCUUUAUACCAGCGACAGACUUCUUGAGCUUUAAAAUCCAGCAGUGAUCCAUUGCUGCUGGAUUUUAACUGAUCUUUUUUUAAUUUAUUUUUUUACAUGUGCUGGUGCAACUUUAUUGCAACUUUGCAUCCUCAACAGAAAAAGAUGCACAUGUCACAAAUUCUUCUUAGGUGCUCAAAAGUGCUGAACAAAAGAAGAGCAGUAAAAUAUAGUCAGGUGUCACUUUAUUAGGUACACCUAGAUAGGACUAAUGCAGUCCAAAACAAUACUGGAAUAAAUUGCAUGAAACACAUGUUGAAACUGUUUUAGAGAGCUGUUGAUUCAACUCAUAGGUCAGUGUAGAAGAUGCAGUCUGUGGUGCUGUUGAGCUGUAAUGCAUAAUGCAGAGAAAUGUUUCUGCUAUUUAGUCUUCCUUCAUUGAUAAAUGAGAUGGACAUAAUAAUAGAAACGUGUGACAGUGUAACAGUUGAUUUCUAAAAAGACAUAAUUUGACCAUGAGACUGCUUAGGUUAAAGACAAGUGUACCUAAUAAAGUGAGUCUGCAACCCUGAACAGAACCCUGUAUACAAUACAUAUAAAGUACACAUGACGCGGUUUAGAUCACUUGACCCUCAUCAGGUCACCGACGAAGAACCUGAUUGUUUAUGAUGAAGUUCAAGUGAUCAAAUGUUGAGUAUGAAACGUCUUGACCUUGGAAACAUCAGUGCACGUUAGUAGGGGAAACAUUACUCAUAGGAUUAUGAAUUAAAUCUCUAGUACCACUAAUAAACAGACCUCUUGGUUACUUUUUUCAUUGGUCAGUCAGUGUUCCUGAGUGUUUUACUUCUUACUCCAAGUACACUUACAGCUGUACACUUCCUUUUUUAGGUCUGGCGUAAGGAUAACACUCACUGACAGACAGUAUUUGGAAAAGCAGGGGAGGGGAUACGUUUAGACUGGUGCAGCUCAACACCACUCGCUGCUUUGUACAACUACAGUACCACCUCGCCAAUGACUGAGCAUGGUGGUUGUAUGGCCUGGAUGUCGUCUUCCUAUUUUAUCAUUUUAACUUUAGCUUGAACAAGUAAAUAGAAACCAUUGGGAGGGGGAAGAAAACAUUCAUAUAUCGAGAGUUGACAAUAUAUAGUGUAAUACUACUGAGAUGCCUGUGCAUGUUUUAUUUACAACACACUGGACUCGAGCCCUGCUGAGUAUUACAGCUGUUAACUGUGACCAGCGCAUGUUAUUGGCCUGGGAACGUAUCAUCAAAGUAGUGAACAGUCAGACAGAUUAAUAAGGGGCCACUCUCUCAUGAAGCAUGACAUCAUGAGAAUCAGGAAUGCAUACUGAUUGAAACUGUAUGACAAAAAAAAUGCACUACUGCUGCUUGCUGCAUACUUAAAACAUUUUUUUGACCAGAGCCCAUUUACACAAAUCCACAUAUUGUAUGUUUGUACGAGAAAAAUGCUGCAGUCCAUUUUGUAUUAUCGGAACAAACUUUUGAGUAUUUGAAUCCAAACUUUUCAGACUUUGUAUGUUUUCGAAAGUUUGUAUUGAUCCACCAGCGAGACAUCAUAUACCGAGAGAGAACAUCCCUGAAUAUGUUACCUGUACAUUAUGAAAUCAAUGAGGGACAGGUUCGUCUCCACGAUAUAAUCUUUUGUGGUGACCACUUUCCACCACGUUGGUACAAUAUUUCAACUUGAUUGGUUCAGUCUGGUGCAAACGUAUUGAGCCGACCCUGCUGAAGCUUUUACUAGAGCCCGACCGAUAUUAUUGGCCAACUGAUUUGAGCCUUUAAAUGUGCAUUUAUGUUUACAUUUUUAUGUAAACAUAAAUGUUUAUUAUAAGUUCUAUGUAUUUGGUUGUAUUUGUGUUCUCAAUUUAUAGUUAAAUUAUGAUAAAGUUGAUGGUUUAACUAAAGUAUCAAGCCUCAAUGACAUGUCUUUGUCAUUAAGGUUUGAUAACGACAUCUUAAGAAUCAUUGACAGAUUUAAAAAUAUAUAUAUCGGCCAAUGUAUCUGUAUCAGGAAUCUUGUACUCCCAAAAAUCCAUAUCGGUCGGGAUCUAGCUUUUACCUUCUACCUGACCACGAUAGUGUUGUGGGUUGAUCUCCAUGCUUGUCCCCAAUUUAGAUGCAUUAAACUUUGUUAUUUGUUUGUGAUAAUACUGUUUGGUGGAAAAAAUGGAAUGUGUUAAUACUUCAAAAUUACUGCAGCUCUUUGAUUAAAAACCAUUACCUCAUAAUCAUUCUUCCAUAUCUUUUAACAACUUAAACAAACCAUUUGCCAUCUUUUCAAACUGUUUUAAUUUAGUGAAGGUCUUGACGGGAUCACAGUAUGAAAAAAGUGAUUUUGAAUGUCAUCCUUUAAUUUAACCCGUCUUUAUUACUGAUAUUAUUGUAAGUCACCGUUUAGUUUUAAUACCUUUAAGACUUUGCACAGAGUUUAUUCUUUUAGUUUUAGUUCCCCCCCCCCACACACUUUUAACCAAUGUCUUUCAAAUGCACACAAAUCUGAAGGCCAGUGCGUUAGUUUAAUUAUUGGGAAAUUCAUAGGAAAAGUCUCUAGUGAGAGCAUGGUUUAGCAUUUUGGAAUAUGGUGAUACUGUAGCAUGGGACAGCGGAGAACGUGUAUGUAAAAGUGGUUUAAUAAAGCCUUGUUCCGUUA
This is a messenger RNA of Scophthalmus maximus (turbot), 4170 nucleotides long. It is a transcript of the gene mpi, whose product is annotated as mannose phosphate isomerase. Gene Ontology annotation, cellular component: cytosol. The coding region runs from base 121 to 1389 and encodes 422 amino acids. Lineage: Eukaryota; Metazoa; Chordata; Actinopteri; Pleuronectiformes; Scophthalmidae. Gene Ontology annotation, molecular function: mannose-6-phosphate isomerase activity; zinc ion binding. The record is from RefSeq and is a predicted model, not a curated record. Gene Ontology annotation, biological process: GDP-mannose biosynthetic process; carbohydrate metabolic process. The transcript has 8 exons.